ACUGGAGGGUUUUCUUGAUUCUUCUGUUUUCUCCUCUCAAUCUCUACUUUAGCUUUAGCUGUAUAGAUGCCUGAUCGAGCGGCGUGUGAUGGGAUCCGCUCAAGUCCUGGGUUUGUUUGAUGAUGUGAACGCGAAGCUCUCAUGGCCUUCAGAUGUGAUCAGUCAUUUCCGCCAGAGGCCGAGAGGAACCAACUCGCUGAAAAAUCAGUCGAACAUGAUGCAAAACCCUCGAGAGGAGUUUGAGACGCAGAAACCGUGGCUGAUUUUUGAGUCUAUCUCCUGCGAUACUUGUGGAAAGUUACGAAGAUCAUGUUGAAAUUGUGAGGGUGUGGCUUUGAACUGGUGCAAAACUCACGAACGGAGAAGAGGAAACGGUGGCACGCGACCCAACCCAGCGCUUCGUGAUGUGAAGCGUUUCUACACUUCUACAAGUGUGUCAUGGUUCAAAUCUACAACUCCAAAUGUUGUGUAUAUGCAGAUACUGUAUAUGAUCUCAUAUCUCCAGACAUGAAGAGUCGAUUCCCUCAGGAUGAGGUUCACCAGUGACGUAAAUCAGGAUUAAACUGAUUCAACAGCGUCAGAUAUUCGACAGCAGCCGUCAUGUGCGGUUUAACCUCGGCAGUUCACACACACACUCAUUAAACCCUUCACACACACACACACAUGAGGCCUGAAUGUUAGAGAGGAGGUGAAACACAAGCAAGAUGAGGAGAGGCCGGAGAAAAGGAGGCAAUCGGGAGAAAGUGUUCGGAUGUGAUCUUCUGGAGCAUCUGACCUCCACCGCACAAGACAUUCCUCAGGUGUUGCGCAGCUGCGGCGAGUUCAUCGAGGAGCACGGGGUCGUGGACGGCAUCUACAGACUGUCUGGAGUCUCAUCCAACACACAGAAACUAAGGAGUGAGUUUGACACUGAAGGGUGUCCGGAUCUGAAUAAGGACGUGUAUCUGCAGGACAUCCACUGCGUGAGCUCCGUGUGUAAGGCGUAUUUCAGAGAACUGCCCAACCCUCUGCUCACGUACGAGCUGUACGACCGCUUCGCUGACGCGGUGGCCAUCCAGCUGGAGGACGAGCGGCUGGUCAAGAUCCGAGAGGUUCUGAAGGACUUACCGGCUCUUCACUACAGAACUCUGGAGUAUUUGAUGCGUCAUCUGGUCAAGAUGUCCACGUUUGCGUCCGAGACCAACAUGCACUCCCGAAACCUGGCCAUCGUGUGGGCCCCGAACCUCCUGAGGUCGAAGGACAUCGAGUCGACUGGCUUCAACGGGACGGCGGCGUUCAUGGAGGUCCGGGUUCAGUCCAUCGUGGUGGAGUUUAUUCUCACUCACGUGGCCGAGCUUUUCCCUGGAACAGGAUUGUCGGUGGAGCGCCGGAAGUCUCUCCCGUCUCCCUCGCUUCUGCCCGGCGACGAUCACUUCUUCAAGUCUCUCCCUCUGCACUGCCCGGGGAACCUCAGUCCCGGAGACGGGCCUCCCGCCAUGCGCUCGUACCACGCCAUCAUCGACGGCACCGACAAGAGGAAGGGCUCCCUCAAAGGAAGGAAGUGGAAGUCCAUCUUUAAUCUGGGCGGGAGACUCCACGAUCCCCGCAAGAAGAGCAAAUACUGUCCUAAAGACAAAGAGAAGACGACGCUGAGGCCGGCGAAGAGCAUGGACUCGCUGAGCUGCGGCCCGUUCCCCGCCGAAGAUUCGAAACAUCCUCCCGCUCAUCUUCCUCCUCUGCUUUUGGCCUCGGCCUCGGGCAGCUCAGAGGGCGUGGCUUCUGCUGGAGGGGGCGUGGCCUCUGCCGGAGGGGGCGUGUCCAGCGGAUACGCGGUGACGUACAGGCGGACGGGUGGAGCUCAGGUCAGUAUGGUGAGCGGAGGGACUCCGGGAACGUACAAUCGCCUGGACUCUGGGGGCGGAGCCAACGGGGCCGAGGGGGCGUCGCAGGGCGUGUCCCGAUCGCCAGCCAUGACCAGCAAAGCGGACCGGCGCGCCGGGAUCCACAUCUCCGGGCCUUUUUCCGUGACCGUCCCGCUUCACAUCACAUCCGGGCUGGCUCUGGGUGUGUUACACGGCGGCUGGAGCGAGAAAGAGCAAACCGUGGAGGAAGACGAGGACGUCAAGAGCAAACAUGACGAUGUUCAUGACGAGAGUAAAAGAGAAAUCAGUGUUUGCCUAGAAGAAGCUCAGGUGGAUUGUGGGAAGAAUAUGGUGGAUAUUAAAGAAGAAACUGUGCCAGAAGACGGACAUGCACCGAGUGACAAAGAAGAUCAGAUUCUGAAUCAAGAGUCGGUGAAGAAGGAAGAAGAUCCAAUCCCAGAGGUCAAAGAAGAGGAUUACAUGGAGAUGAAAGGAAACCAUCCGGCGCCGGCCAGUCCGCGCUUCUACGAGGACAUGGAGUUUCCAGACCAGGAGCUUCCGAUGGAUCUACAGGAGGCGUUCGGGUUCUUGGACUCGAUGGACAACUCUGCUUCAAACCAGGUUGAGUUUUCAGUCGAAGCGCCAUGUUUCGAAACGGAAUACGAGGAAGAGGAAGAUCAAAUCCAGGAUAAUCGGGCCGCUUCAUUCUCAUUACAAAACUGCACUAAUGACUGUGAGAAAACCACACACAGGCUUAUUCCUGGGAAAUCACACAGUUUGCCUUACAAGUCCCGGCCCUUCCUACCAGCUCUGUCAUCAUCAUCAUCAGACGACGACUACAGCCCUGCUGAUGAUGAUGACGACGAUGAAGAGUCUGAUAAAGGGUCUGAAUAUGAGGACAUGUUUUGUCACAGUCUCCCAUCCAGUCGGUGUUUUCAGGGUCUCUCUUGGUCGGGUCCGGAAACCACCGCUAGCAGCGAUGUCGCCGCCCACUGCAGUAGCCAAUCAGAAUGCUCAGAUGGGAUGCAAAACGCACUUAGUAAAGAUGCCGACCAAUCGGAAGAUGUGAUUCCUACAGACAACAGUGAAAACUCUGUUCAUCUCAGUUCAGGUGAAUUAAACACGGAUGAACACCAGAAAGAGGAGGAUGCUGGGAAUGAGAAACACACGUUGAUAAGGGAAGAUGAAGCCAGUGACGAGGACACGUAUUUCGGGCCGGACUCGAUCCCUUCUUCACCAGAGCCGAAAACUGCGGCCAAUGAGCUUCCAGGUGCCGGUUACCAUGGUAACAGUGAGGUGACGACCAAUGAGCUCACUGUCGUCGACUGCAUCUCAUUGGCUCCUCGAGAUCCACCAUCGGAGAAACAAACGGCGAUCAUGAGCGAGGAUGAGGACGGCAUCAACAGAGCCGACACCGAGGAAGGACAGUGUGAUGAUGAUGAUGAUGAAGAACACGCUGAUGAGAAGGAAGUGAGCGCGACUGAAAGGAGGGAAGAUUUGGAGGGAAACAGUGGAGAGGAGAAAGAGGGAAAUUCAACACUUGGAAGACAACAAGACGAGAGAAAUGAAGACUUAGAGUGUGAGGAAGAGGAGGAAGAACCUGUACAAGGAGAUUUAGUGGAAAAUACUAGAGAAAGUGAGAUCAUUUCAACGGAUGAAAUUAUAAAAGGAGAACAAGAUGAAAGAAAAGAAGAUUUAGAGGAAAAAAGGGAAGAAUGUGAGGAAGAGGAGCAAAAUUCAAAGGAUGAAACAACAAAAGAAGGAGAACAAGAUGAAAGAAAAGACGAUUUAGAGGACAAUAGUGGAGAAUGUGAAGAGGAAAAUUCGAUUAAUGAAACUGUGAAAGAAGGAGAACAAGAUUUAGUGGAAAAUACUAGAGAAAGUGAGAUCAUUUCAACGGGAGAACAAGAUGAAAGAAAAGAAGAUUUAGAGGAAAAAAGGGAAGAAUUUGAAGAGGAAAAUUCAACAAAAGAAGAAGAGCAAGAAUUAGAGGAAAAUAGUGGAGAAUGUGAGGAAGAGGAAAAUUCAACGGUUGAAUUUGUAAAAGAAAGACAAGAAGAUGAAAGAAGCGAAGAUUUAAUGGAAAAAGCAAAGACUGAACCUGUAGAAGAAGGAGAAGAAAGCCCUGAGGAGGAGGAGGAGGAGGAGGUGAGCCUGAACACAGACGCUUGUGUCAUUGAGGAGAUGGUCGAAGGACCAGAUGAAGCUGAGGAGAUUCAGCGUGAAGAAAACGACAGCAUCUCGUCAACAACUCCCAAACGCUCGGCCAAUCAAGUCAAAGCGGUCCCCGCCGUCCCGCCCAAACCUCAGAACUCAAAGCUCACGGCGUUGGCGCUCCGGCAGCAGUUCGAGCACAGACACGCGGCGGACGGAGCGCAGGAGGAGGACGCGGGGCCGAGAGCGCGGCCGGGGAGCUGGGACGGCGUGGUGGACCGGAGGAAAGAUCUGCACAGGGAAGCGGAGCGAGACGGGAAGAGGAACAGCGGCGUCAGCAUGUGCUUCGACGAAGCCGUCGCUCGCGCCACGGAGAAGAGGAGCAGAGAGAAGGAAAACACGGACCGGCUCUCCGGAGCGCACUGGGACAGAGACAGCAGGAAAGGGGAAAACUGACGAAAGCGCGUCUCCGC
This is a messenger RNA of Pimephales promelas (fathead minnow), 4468 nucleotides long. Lineage: Eukaryota; Metazoa; Chordata; Actinopteri; Cypriniformes; Leuciscidae. The record is from RefSeq and is a predicted model, not a curated record.